This is a messenger RNA of Trichoderma atroviride IMI 206040, 619 nucleotides long. RefSeq lists its product as uncharacterized. Gene Ontology annotation, biological process: double-strand break repair via homologous recombination; proteasome assembly; mRNA export from nucleus. The record is from RefSeq and is a predicted model, not a curated record. Lineage: Eukaryota; Fungi; Ascomycota; Sordariomycetes; Hypocreales; Hypocreaceae. Gene Ontology annotation, cellular component: proteasome regulatory particle, lid subcomplex; proteasome complex.
CAGCAGCCAACGAUAACCACGACAGGGCCUCAGCCAUCCCUCUCUCUUCUCAUCUCCGUCACCCCAGCAGCUAUCCACAACAUCGCCGCCCAUCGCCAUUCUCAGUCCUCGUCCGAUAACACCUCCAGCGCAAUUCCACCUCGAGCGCUAGGCUGAAAGCUCGCCGCAUCAUCAUUCUCUCCCCAAAAUGGCAUCAACCACAGAGCCCAAGGUCGCUGAGCCCGAACAGUCCACCCCAAAUGAACAGCAGAAGCCCGAGCAGAAGCACCUGGCCCUAGGUGAAGACGACGAGUUCGAAGACUUCCCCGUCGACGACUGGCCCGCCGACCAAACCGAAGCCGCCCAGCGCAACGGCGAAACCAAGCACCUGUGGGAGGAGAGCUGGGACGACGACGACACAAGCGACGACUUUUCGAAUCAGCUCAAGGAAGAGCUUAAAAAGGUUGAGGCGGCCAAGCGGAGAUAGACUCGAGGAGGAGGGAAGAACACGGAACGACGGGGACAUCGAUCGGGCGAGCCAACAUCACGUCACCGGGGCUUGUGAGGAACGUUAAACUUAUAGAUUGGGUCUUCUAAUUCAAGGAACAAAGACAAAAAAGUGCUCCAUGUGACAUGAUUC